Messenger RNA from Eimeria tenella, 416 nucleotides. RefSeq lists its product as uncharacterized. The record is from RefSeq and is a predicted model, not a curated record. The transcript has a single exon. Lineage: Eukaryota; Apicomplexa; Conoidasida; Eucoccidiorida; Eimeriidae. The annotation marks the transcript as partial.
AUGCCCCGAGGGUUUCCCGCAGCUCGGGGGCCGGGGGCCCCUCAGGCGGCGACAGCAGCAGCAGCUGCAUCGCGAGAAGCAGCAGCAGCGACGGCGUCGGGAGCGAAGGAUGGGGAGUCUCUGCUUUCUCACCAUACAGAGGAUUACUCUUUGCUGCAGCAGCUGCAGGAGGUGCUGCAGCGGUACACCUCCCUGCAGCAGCAGCAGCAGCAGCAGCAACAGCAGCAUGCGCAGCCCCCGCAGCCAGGUCUCCUGAGGAGCCUCUCAAUGGGUCCCUUCUUUUCGUCUUCUGAAGCAGCGUCAGCAGCUUCCCCCGCGUUUGUGGCGGAGGCUGCAGAGGGAGCAGCAGCAGCAGCAGCAGCAGCAGCAGGUGGCGUCGCGGGCGCGUCAGUGACGUUGUCUUGCGGCGACUGCGU